Molecule: messenger RNA, 1659 nt
Organism: Fusarium venenatum
Lineage: Eukaryota; Fungi; Ascomycota; Sordariomycetes; Hypocreales; Nectriaceae
Product: putative arylsulfatase
Molecular function (GO): arylsulfatase activity
Source: RefSeq, a predicted model, not a curated record
AUGGCUUCGUCUCGGCGACCCAACUUUUUAAUUAUGGUCGCUGACGACCUGGGCUUCAGCGACACAUCUCCAUAUGGCUCUGAAAUCUCAACACCCAAUCUCGACCGCAUGGCUAAGGAUGGUCUUCGUAUGACAAAUUUCCACACGGCUGCCGCCUGCUCACCAACUCGCUCAAUGCUGCUGUCAGGUACAGACAACCACAUUGCAGGUCUCGGUCAAAUGGCCGAGUUUAUGAUGAACGCCAAGGUCAAUUGCAAAGGCAAGCCUGGCUACGAGGGAUACCUCAACUUUCGCGUUGCUGCACUGCCAGAGAUUUUACAAGAUGCCGGUUACUUCACUGUAGCUUCUGGAAAAUGGCAUCUGGGUAUGACUGCUGAAACGUCGCCGUCGCAACGUGGAUUUGACAAGUCUUUGGCUUAUCUUCCGGGUGCAGGUAAUCACUACAAUUAUGAACCACAGCUAGAUGUUCGGUUGCCACCAUUCAUGAAGAGCGAUGGCUUCUGGAUGGAAAACCAUCGUUUCAUCGACCGUACGAAUGAUCUUCCCAAGCACUUUUACUCCAGCGACUUCUUCACCACCCGUCUGCUUGAAUUUCUGGAGAAGCGCACCGAGGACGAGAAGGACAAACCUUUCUUCGGAUAUCUUACCUUCACUGCUCCUCAUUGGCCAUUGCAAGCCCCUCGGGUCAUCAUUGAUAAGUACAAAGGUUUCUAUGAUGAUGGGCCUGAUGCUCUGCGGCUCCGCCGACUAGCUCAGCUGCAGAAGCUGGGGCUUGUCCCUGAAGGCAUAGUCCCUGCCCCAGUUGUCGCUGUCACAAAAGAAUGGCAAGAAAUGAGUGAGGAUGAGAGACGCGCGUCAGCGAGAAAGAUGGAGACUUAUGCCGCCAUGGUGGACCAGAUGGACGAGAACGUGGGGCGCGUUCUUGACUACCUAGAGAAGACAGGGGAGCUAGACAAUACGUUUGUCUUAUUCAUGUCCGACAACGGUGCUGAAGGAAAUCUACUCGAAUCGUUGCCCGUCAUGUCCAGCCUCGGCGUUGCUGAAACAAUGCGUCGCUUUUACAACAACUCGUUAGACAACAUUGGAAAUUACGACUCUUUUGUCUGGUACGGCCCGCGCUGGGCCCUUGCAGCCACUGCACCUAGUCGGGGCUUCAAGGGUACGGCAGCUGAAGGUGGCAUCCGCUGCCCUUGCAUAGUUCGCUAUCCAACUGCCUCACUGUCCAACGGUAGCAUCAGUCAUGAGUUUACCAAUGUCAUGGAUAUUUUACCCACACUUCUAGACCUUGCUCAGGUUCAGCACCCAGCGCCCAUGUUCCGCGGUCGUGAGGUUGCCUCUGUACGCGGCAAAUCAUGGAUGCCUAUGCUCUCGGGUAAGUCACCUUUUGUAUACGACACAAAGCAGGAUGUCACUGGGUGGGAGUUGUUUGACAAGAGAGCGAUCCGUAGAGGUGAAUACAAGGCACUGUUUCUGCCACCGCCAGAAGGCAGUGGCGAGUGGGAACUUUACAAUUUGACGACGGAUCCAGGCGAAGUGAACAACUUGGCGAACGAGAAGCCCGAGAUACUGAGAGCAUUGUUGGACGAUUGGGAGCAGUAUUUCUCCGAAACGGGCAUGGUUGAGAUAGAUUUCGGAGAUAAUAGUAUAACCGCUAUGUAG